Zygotorulaspora mrakii is the source of this 666-nucleotide messenger RNA. RefSeq names its product spliceosome ATPase-activating subunit SPP2 (gene SPP2). The transcript has a single exon. The record is from RefSeq and is a predicted model, not a curated record. Bases 1 to 666 code for a protein of 221 amino acids. NCBI's taxonomy places the organism in Eukaryota, Fungi, Ascomycota, Saccharomycetes, Saccharomycetales, Saccharomycetaceae. Gene Ontology annotation, biological process: mRNA splicing, via spliceosome. Gene Ontology annotation, cellular component: spliceosomal complex.
AUGAGUGGAUUUUCGAUAAACCUAAAAAGUAAAGGUAAAAAGUCGUUGAGGGUCAAGAAAAAAGGCUCAACACAGAGUGCAAACGUGUUUGGUAUUCAAAAUGUUGGUAAGCAGAGCAAUAUCACCAAAUUGACGCAUGUAGACGAGUUUGUAGAGAAGGAAAUAGAAGAACAGCCUAAAUUAACAAUCAAGCCUGAGGGUAGUCUGCGAUAUUCCUUGUCAAGGUCUGAUGAUACUGAAACGCAUAAUGAAGAGCUGAAGUUUGGGCUCACUAAAAAUUGCACUAGUGCUACUAAAGACGAUACCAGCAACAGCAGAAGUAUAAUCAAAAAUUCUGAAGAGCAGUUGCAACGGCGAGAGAUGGAGCUGCUUGGAUUAGCGCCAGAAAUGACGCAAGAGGAAGAAUACGAAAAUGUCCCCGUUGAAGAAUUCGGUGAUGCUCUAUUAAGAGGUAUGGGAUGGGAUGGGAGAUAUGAUGAUGACGAAGCACGAGCAUUUAAAGAACCACAUCAGAAGAAACUACACCUACCGAAUGUUUCCAGGCCCGAUUAUGCAGGGAUUGGCGCCGAAGUUGAACCUUCAGGCGGUAAAUUAAAAAACAGCCAAAGAGACCAAACAUAUUUGCCUAUAAUUAAGAUCAAAAAAGAUACUAAGAAAAGAGCAUGA